This is a messenger RNA of Phytophthora sojae, 1395 nucleotides long. RefSeq lists its product as hypothetical. Gene Ontology annotation, molecular function: protein kinase activity; ATP binding. The transcript has a single exon. The coding region runs from base 1 to 1395 and encodes 464 amino acids. The record is from RefSeq and is a predicted model, not a curated record. Gene Ontology annotation, biological process: protein phosphorylation. NCBI's taxonomy places the organism in Eukaryota, Oomycota, Peronosporomycetes, Peronosporales, Peronosporaceae.
AUGUCCUCUCCACAUGAUAGCGAGCGUGUCCAGAGCGCGAAAGUUGUGGGGGAUUUGAGCUGCUACGAGAUCCAGACGUUGGGUCAAAGCAUUGUGACUACACUCGAUGACAUUGAAGCGCUGUGCAACGAGCUCGAAGAAUUCAGCAACGUGAACCGCCCCGUGUGUGCUCGUCUGAAAGACGUAUACGAGCAACUCGACGCCUCACAAGCACCGUUGCCUGUCGCUCUGGUUGAGAACUUUGCGCUGAUUGUGCUUCACUUCUACGAUAUGCUGGACCAGCGAACUCUCGGUAUUAUAAGUUCCGUCUCCACUCUUCUCGCGUCCAAGACGCUCGCUGGCAAGAUGUACGGACUUCACCAGGACAUCGACCAUCUACUACGAAGUGCUCCUUGCCUUGACGGACACGCAAAAGUCCAUCGCUGGCGGCCGCAGCUUCAAGAGACCCGCACACGUCAAGAUCAAGAGCUACGAGCGUCGACUACCGAACCAUUGAGCGCCACAACUGACAUCAAAAGCCAGGACGAGCGCGCUCAAGCUCUGGCAAUCUUGCAGUUCGAAGCUUUGAAGCUUCAUGGAGAAACUCCAAAGACCAUCGUUGAAUUACCUCGCUGGUUUAUCCCCCCUCACCAGCUUAAACUCGGUAACCACAUCGCUAGUGGUGCAUUUGGGGCUGUCUACGAGGCUACCUGGCUCGGUACUGAGGUCGUGGUCAAACAAGUCUUCACGGACCAAAGCGACACUAAAAGCCGAGCGCAAUUCCGGCGCGAACUUGAUCUGUGGUUCGGGCUGAAUCACGCCAACUUGAUCAAGUUGUACGGGGCAUGUCACGAAGGAAGGCCGUUCUUCGUCUGCGAACGAGCGGCUUAUGGAACGCUGGCUUCGUUUGUGAAGGGGAAGCACCGAAAAGAGAUUUGGUUUUGUCUCUGGGAUGCAGCGAAAGGUCUCCAGCAUCUUCACGACCACGGAAUUGUUCACGGAGACCUCAAGGGCAACAACAUCCUGGUUUGCGACGAAUAUCGCGUGAAAUUGGCCGAUUUUGGAUUAAGUUCAAACUCGAACCGUUAUGUAUUGGGCUACGAUGAAGGGGGAAAUUUGGGGGCGAUUCGUUGGAAGGCGCCGGAGUGUUUAGCUGGCAGUCGACCCACGGCUUCGUCCGACAUGUAUUCGUUUGGCAUGUGCAUCAUAGAGGCCAUGACGGGCCAGUUCCCGUGGGGGACGAUUCCCGACAAUGUCGUCAAACGAAAUGUGCUGGACAAGAAGACCAUCCCGCCACGGCCUCGAAUCUUUUCCGAGUCAGAGUGGGAGAUGGUGGAGCGCAUGUGCCAUAGCGACCCCCAGCGCAGGAUUACCAUUGGCGCUGUCGUUAGUAUGAUCUACAACUUCUCCCUUUAA